ACAGGUGAAACGUCGGACGUUCCGUUCACCGCAAACGUCAAACGUAAAUUCAAAAUUCGAACUGCGUUCGACUCACGCGCAUUCACUUUUACUUUAUGUUACAUAAGUGUGUCACAAUAUAAUCUGUGUCUGUUCGGAUUUGUGUUUUUAUAGUGUCUUUUAUUUGGUUUGCAUCCGUUUCGGUUUUGCGGAUUGCGAAGGAUGAAAAAGUGAUUAUAAAAUUGUACAAUGUCGCCCGAGGAAGCGGGAGGCGUUAUCAACAAAGCCUUCGAGGGCUUGGACGAUGGCUUCCAAACCAUCGACCUGCGCUCGCGAAGAGAAGAUGGCACGCUUAGAUCGACGGACGGCAGGGAGUGGGGCGAGGAGCGCGAGCGUCGCUGCGGCUGGGGCAUCCUGCGGCCGGCGUGGCUGCAGAGAUUCCGCACCGCCAAGUGGGCGCUGUUCUGGCUGUGCUGGGCUGGCGCUAUACAGGGUAUGGUGGUGAACGGAUUUGUGAAUGUGGUGAUCACGACCAUCGAGAAGAGGUUCGGUCUUCGGUCCAUGCAGACUGGGGUCAUUGCAGGAGGGUACGACAUGGCCUCCUUCGUUUGCCUGGCGCCAGUUACCUACCUGGGGGGUAGGACCGCCGCCUCCAAGCCCCGCUGGCUGGGCUGGGGGGUGCUGGUCAUGGGUACAGGAUCCCUGCUCUUCGCACUGCCACACUUCCUAGUACCCCCCUACAAAAUAGCCGGGGAGGAACCUGACGACCUUUGCGUUGGCAAUGGGACAGUGUCCAGCUCCCUCGGCGACUCGUCUUCGGAGGGCGGUGCGUGGGCGGUGGGCAUCUUCGUGUUCGCGCAGCUCCUCCACGGCGCCGGCGCAACACCGCUCUUCACUCUCGGAGUCACAUUCAUAGACGAGAAUGUGUCUAAGAAGAUGUCUUCCGUUUAUUUGGGUGUGUACUACACGAUGGCGGUGGUGGGCCCAGCGCUGGGCUACGUGCUGGGCGGGCAAAUGCUCAAGAUUUACACCGACUUUGUCACCGUUAGUUCAGACUCACUAGGCAUCACCCCGGCGAGCUCUGCGUGGAUCGGCGCUUGGUGGGUUGGGUUCAUCCUCUCUGCAGGCCUGUGUCUGCUCGUGGCAAUACCGCUGUUAGCCUUCCCUUUCGAGCUGCCCGGCGCAGCAGAAAUCCGAGCAUCCAAAGUAUCAGAAGCACAUGAGAGUGCAGCAACAAAAUCCACCGCUUUCAGCGCUUUGCAUGAACUGCCUCGAGCGGCUGCAGCGCUGUUCCGAAACCCAACGUUCAUGUUCCUCAACUUGGCCGGAGCUAGUGAGGGCAUGCUCAUAUCGGGCUUCGCAGCUUUUCUGCCCAAACUUAUCGAGAAUCAGUUUGCUGUGAACGCGUCGCAAGCGGCUAUGCUGUUAGGUGUAAUAACAGUACCAGCGGGUGGAGGAGGAACCUUCCUAGGCGGUUGGCUGGUGAAGCGGUGGCGAUUAGCGUGUGCUGGUAUCAUCAAGCUGUGUGUGGCGGCCACGCUAAUCGCAGCGCUGUUCAGCCUUUCCUUCGUGCUCAGUUGUGAUGACUACCCCUACGCUGGUGUCACUACACCGUACAAUAGCCCUUCUGUGCCGAAUGCGGACAGACUGACCGCGGAUUGCAACGUAGCCUGUGGCUGCAGUGCGUCUCGGUUAACAGCAGUGUGCGGGGCUGAUGCGAAAGUGUACCCUUCUCCGUGCCACGCGGGGUGCGUGCGCGCGUUGCGGCGCGGUCCGCACACGCUCUACCAACAAUGCGCCUGUAUUAGUAGCGAGACUUUGCCCGUUUACUUUGAUGAAGAGAACAACGCAUCGCUCCCGUACUCAGCGAUCAACAGCGCUUGCAGCUCGGAGUGCCCGUACCUGUGGCUGUUCGUGUUCCUCUCCUUCUGCGUCAUGCUGUUCACCUUCCUCGCCACCAUGCCUGCUCUAUCCGCCACUUUAAGGUGUGUUCGUGAAGAGCAGCGCUCUUUCGCGCUGGGCAUCCAGUGGAUUCUGGUGCGGCUGCUGGGGACCAUUCCCGCGCCACUAAUCUUCGGUUUCCUCAUCGACCUGUCCUGUCGACUGUGGGCAAACGGCGCCUGUCAUCUUUACGAUAAUCUACAUAUGAGCAGGUACAUGCUCGCCCUAGCGCUAGUAGGCAAAUUUUGCUCCGUAUUAUUCUUCUUCCUCGCGUGGUGGUUCUACCGACCACCCGGUGGCAAUAACAACAAUGCAGUCGCACCGGAUGUCGACUUGACACACGAAAAGACCAACGGCAACGUUCCCAACGGGCCCAGCACCAUCACCAACGGCGCGUUGGAGCGGACCAACGGGACGACCAACGGGUAUUGUAACCAAGCUCUUGAAUGUAGUGAGCAUUUGUGAAUGAACUAUUCUUUUGUUUAAGUCUCUGUGAAUGAACUUGUAAAUUUUUAAGCCGUUUUGAUCACUAAAAUGACACGUUGGAAACAGCCAACGGGGACCAGCGAGGUGAUUCGCUCAGGUUGAAAUCUAUAGACCGCACUUUGACUUUGCUCAGACUUAAGACACUGUUAAAACGAGACAGCGCUAUACCGCUGGCAUAAGUCCGUCUCAUUUUAACUGAAAUUAAGUCUAAGCAAAGUCAAAGUACGCUCUACAGAUUUCAAUCUAAAUGAUAGUCAUCAAGCUCAUCUGACAUUGGUUGGUUCUACAUUGCUGCUUCACUGAGCGACAUUAAAAUAAUUUUCCGUAGAAAACCUUCGAUGGAUUAAAAAUAAUUGAUGUCAAAUGAGCUCGGUGGCUAUCAUUCAGUGUUCAUCACAGUUAGCGAAUCACUCCAACCAACGAUCCAACGCUCGAAGGUCCAUCCAACGGAUAUUGUAGCGUUGGGAUUGUAGGGAACAUAUUAUCUUGAGGACAAGUUUGUACCUAACGAUAUUUACGACUUUUCUGUACUUGAUACGGUAUCUGUUGAUAUUGUACCAAGAAAGAAACGAAUGUAGAAAUGGCAAUAAUUCCCUCUCAUUUACACACCAUAUCUGUGUAAGGUGUAUGAGUGAGACGGAAAGAUUAACGUCACGUCGUUUCUUUAGCACGAGUCAUCAGUAUUAGCAUGGGUUAAGUACAUUGACAGUUUACACGUUUCUGAUAUUGACUGUACAACUAAUUUUACCGAUAAAUACAAUUUGAUUAAUAUAAAGUAGUGAUUCUAAGAAUACAUAUUACCGUGUAGUAUCAAGUGAAAUGUUUGUUGUAACUUGUAAAUAUUAAGUACACGUAAGUACCAAUUUUUUUAUAAUUUGUUGAGUUGUUUUACACAUAAUGUAGGUAAAAUGUUAUGCGUAUUUAAUUUAAAGACUGAUUGUUCACUUAGUCAUAAAUAGGGUAAUGUGUUUUGUUAUUUUUAUAUAUUUAUAAUUUUUGUACAAUGUGGUACUGGU
This is a messenger RNA of Maniola jurtina (meadow brown), 3422 nucleotides long. RefSeq names its product solute carrier organic anion transporter family member 4A1 (gene Oatp26F). Bases 229 to 2385 code for a protein of 718 amino acids. Lineage: Eukaryota; Metazoa; Arthropoda; Insecta; Lepidoptera; Nymphalidae. Gene Ontology annotation, molecular function: protein binding. The record is from RefSeq and is a predicted model, not a curated record. Gene Ontology annotation, biological process: transmembrane transport; sodium-independent organic anion transport. The transcript is spliced from 14 exons. Gene Ontology annotation, cellular component: membrane.